Penicillium nucicola is the source of this 4734-nucleotide messenger RNA. RefSeq lists its product as uncharacterized. Gene Ontology annotation, molecular function: protein kinase activity; ATP binding. Lineage: Eukaryota; Fungi; Ascomycota; Eurotiomycetes; Eurotiales; Aspergillaceae. The record is from RefSeq and is a predicted model, not a curated record. The transcript is spliced from 3 exons. Bases 1 to 4734 code for a protein of 1577 amino acids. Gene Ontology annotation, biological process: protein phosphorylation.
AUGGACGGACGGCAGCAGUAUAUUCCUGGACCGCCGCCUACCUCCCAAACACAUCCCAUGAAUCUACCUCCACCUCCGCCUCGCCAAGUUGUACCGCCCCCUCCCCCUGGCCCGCCGCCGGGGUCGACAUACACCCCAGCAACGGCAUACGGAGUUCCUACAGGAUGGCAGCAGCAGCAGCAGCAGCAACAAAACUGGGGCAGGCAGGCGCUGACUCCAGGCUUUCCCCCGCCUCCUCCUCCUCCUAUGGCUGCCCCUACACAAAAUCAUACUCUAACGUAUGGUCGCCCACCGGCUCCUUUAUCAAUAAUUCCGCCGCGCCCCCCGAAUGAUUCCCUACCGUUGACGUCCGCCACCUACAUACCCGGUAACGACACGAUUGGAGUUGGUAUUCCUGGACUCUUUGACACCCAUGGAAGAGCUCAAUAUGACCCGUAUGCGCACUCUGCCACGGUCGAAAGACAACGGCUGGGUAUGAAUCAACCGCAUGAGCUGAUCAGCAACCAAGCUCCAUACAAGCUAGACCCAAGCCUCCCACAGACCCCCGGAACUCGCACUGCUCCCCAAUCCUUUGGUCUUCAUGGUAAUAUCCAUGAACUGACAUCCAACGACAGUCCUCAGCCGCAGCCGCAGGCUGGAGAGAUUGUCAAGUCGUCAAGCCAUCGCCACAACCCGAGCGGUGCGUCGCUGGGGGGGUUGUCGCACAGUGAGGCUGCGAUCCAGUGGCCAUUGGAGCGAGUGCUCAUAUGGCUUGCUAGAAAUGGAUUUUCCAACGACUGGCAGGAAACUUUCAAGUCUUUGGAACUCCAAGGAGCUGACUUCCUCGAGCUUGGUCACGGCUCUGGUGGCCGAGGCAAUCUGGGGAAGAUGCAUCAAGUUGUUUAUCCUCAACUGGCAAAGGAGUGUGGCCUAAAUGGCACAAAAUGGGAUCCUGGCCGUGAAAGAGACGAAGGCAAGCGCAUGCGCAAAUUGAUUCGUCAAAUUCACGAUGGUUCGCAAGAUGCGGUUUCGACGCCUUUGCAGCCGACUCAGCCGAAUGCAUUCCCUGAUAGUAGUCUUGCAUACUUCUCUAAUCAUUUCCCAGAACCACGCUCUGCUGGUCCCAUCGCUGGUACUAACGAUGUGAGCCCAGAACACCUUACUGCACUGCAUGCCGCCAAUCAGAAGCAGGCUGGGCAGCGUUCAGUGACAAUGCCGGUUUCUACUGCACACGAUUCGCCGAGGUAUGAAUCUCCCGCGCGGGAGUCGCCAAAUUGGUUGCGAUCCGACUAUUCGCGGAAUGCCUUGUCUGGAAUCGGUGAACAUCGACGCCAGAGCCCUUCGAUUGGAAGUGAAAGUGGCACAUUUCAGGGUGCUAUACUUCGACCCCAAGAAGGUAGCCCGAAGAGUGGGAGUCCGGCCUUGCCAUAUGUGACCCCCGCUUAUACGCAGCACCCAACUUCAUCAAGUGGAGACCUGUCGUUGAAAUAUGACCACUCGCGAGGCAACAGUACCGACUCCAUUCCAGGUGUCGGGAGGGGUUCCACGCCCCGUUACUAUGGCAGACAAGGCCCAGAAGGUGCUCGUCCUUCUCCGCAGGAUGCCUAUUCUCGUCAAUGGAGUGGAGAUACCCCUUCAUCGUAUAAAGACCACAGUAAAGGCUUUUUGGGUUUUCUUAAGAAGAAAACAAGAGCUAAUGACUCCAAUCACCCAUCUCCUGACCAACAGCAGGAUGACUCCUCGCCGACUACCAGUCCAGAGACUCGUCCAAAUGGGGCUUAUCUCCCUUACUCAAAGCCUGGGUUCAACUCUAGUGAUCUUUCUGUUGGCGAUCGUCCAUUGACGGGCACAACAAAGACCAAGAAGUGGGCAUUUGUCACUCUAGAUGGAUCCUUAUUCCGCCUCGUUGACAUCUCCGACAUGGAAUCGGUCGAAAACCUCCGUGCUGAGAUUUGUCGAAACAUGGCAAUCUCUGACUGGACCAGUGCUCAGAUUUUUCUUACGGAGCCCGGUCAGACGGAGCACGAGAAUCCUUUGAGCGAUGCAAAUCUGACGCACUCUCGUCGCAGCAAGUCCGAUCAAUACGGCUCUUUGAAACUGUUUGUACGGGGAAACCCUGUUCAUCCUCCUACUACUCCUCGGGUCGAUGGUCUGGGUGUUUCGUUUUCUGACAAGUCGAACCUGUCUCCAACUGCAACGCAUCACCAGGUUCACAGAAAGCCACUAGAUGAGGAUGCCCUGAGUCGUAUAUCACCGCAUCAUGCUGUACCAAGCUCUCCAUCCUUGGCCUCUCGGCAGACCACGAUAAAGGCUCCGGUGAAGACAUCGCCGGCGGAAACCACGCCAGACCUGAACCAGCCUCUAGACUCCGAGAAAGCCGAUCUACUCGCCCGCCACGAGGAACAUAUGCGUGAAGUUGAGCGAAAGCAAAAACACUAUUUCCUCUCCAAAGCGCCGCUGUCUCAACAAAAGGCCAAUGCCUAUGGUGAUACUGGUUACAGGCGUAAUGAAGUCAUUGAUUUCGACAGUCCUCGCAUUUCGCCCUAUGAUGAAAAGAAAGGAGAAUCGCUUGUGCCACUUCGCAAACCGCCAACGGCACCGUUCGAAUCCAACACCCUCACAAAAGUCAACUCUCUCAGCAGAAGACCGAGCGAGGUUAGCUUCCUCAGCAGAAGACCCAGUGAACGUCCUCGAAACCGGCCGGAGGUUCAAACACAUGGCCUUGGGGCUGCACUUGCCAGUGUUGGCCGUGUUACGAGUGCCAUUGGCACUCCGUUGCCUUCGGUUGCUCCAACUUCCCCUACAAAUCGAGAUAGCGUAGGCUCCGAGUCGGAUCGAGCUGGAACUCUUGACUCGGCUGGAACAAUGUCAAGUAAAUCAACUUUGGACUCGCGACCAUCCUCUUCGAGGAAUUCUCAACCCGAAAUAUCAUUCGCCCAACAAUCACCCGAAAAGUCCGACAUUGACGGACCCUCGAGGCCUGCAUUACAAUCUCGCAAGUCAUUCGGUCCGGAGUUCGACUUCGAAGAAAACCAAGUGUCUUUCCAGCGAACUCCCCAGCCACAAGAUGACUCGGAUGACGAUUCUGACGAUGGUCUAUUUCAAGUCCGACCCUCAAGAACCCAAGAGGAACAGGAAAUGGAAGCAGAGCCUGACAGAAAGUCAGAGAGGCCGUCCCUCACACUCAAAACAGGAGAUCGACUCAGUAAGGGACUGUCUGUUCGUUUCAAGUCUCCGAGCACAGCCGGUCCCAGUUCUGGCGAUGCAUCGGAUGGAAGGGAACCAUUCUCUGCCAACCCUUACGAGUCAGUUUCUCCUGAAGAUGAGAAGGCUCCUCGCCGGGAUUCAUUUGCCCGAGAUGUUUGGGCAAGCAGACCAGCUGUCGAAGGCGUCAUUGACAAGCUUGACGAUUUCUUCCCUGACGUUGAUCUUGAUGCUCCUUAUUUGGAUGGGCCUCCGUCGCCAACCCCUAAGGCCUCCAACGCCGAGCAUGAUGCAAGUAUCAAUGAGAAAAAGGAGAUGGCGCAAGCUAUGCCGCAUCCAACUUAUGGAUCCGAUACAGCUACCGCCAGACCGGACGCUAGUAUUGUUGCUCGACGCAAUAUCGCACGGGGUGGUGGUGGUGGCGGUGGUCUGUCGCGUAUGAAGUCCAUUCGUCAAGUUGCCCAGGGAGCGAACCGAACGAAUAGUAUUAGCACUGCUGGCCCUCAAAGGUCGGGUGAUCUUUUGCGCCGGAAAAGUACGAAGAUGUUCGGCGCCAAGAUCAUGCAAAUCAGGCCUAGACCUGGCAGCAGGAUCAGCCAGCUCGAUCCCAUUCCGCAAAACAGUAACCAAAUCACCUCGAAUACUGGUCCUGUGCCUCAGCGACAGCCUACUUUCCGUAUCAUCCGCGGUCAACUUAUUGGCAAGGGUACCUACGGACGGGUAUACCUAGGCAUGAACGCGGAUAAUGGUGAGGUCUUGGCUGUGAAACUGGUCGAGAUCAAUCCCCGAAUUGCUGGUGCAGACAAAGACAAAGUCAAAGAAAUGGUCGCUGCAUUGGAUCAGGAAAUCGACACCAUGCAGCACCUCGAACAUCCUAAUAUCGUGCAAUAUCUUGGCUGUGAGCGUGGAGAGUUCUCUAUCUCUAUCUACCUGGAGUAUAUCUCUGGUGGAUCGAUUGGAAGUUGUCUUCGCAAGCACGGCAAGUUCGAAGAGAGUGUUGUGAAAUCACUUACGCAGCAAACACUUAGUGGUUUGGCCUACCUGCAUGACAAGGGAAUCCUCCAUCGUGACUUGAAAGCAGACAAUAUCCUCUUGGAUCUUGAUGGAACCUGCAAGAUCUCUGAUUUCGGUAUAUCCAAGAAGACAGAUGACAUUUAUGGCAACGACUCAAGCAACUCCAUGCAGGGUUCCGUCUUCUGGAUGGCCCCCGAGGUUAUCCAGUCCCAAGGCCAAGGAUACAGUGCUAAGGUUGAUAUCUGGUCUCUGGGCUGUGUGGUCUUGGAGAUGUUCGCUGGCCGAAGACCGUGGAGCAAGGAGGAGGCCAUCGGCGCGAUCUUCAAGCUCGGAAGUCUGAGCCAGGCUCCUCCUAUUCCAGAGGAUGUGUCGCUGAACAUUAGUCCGGCGGCUCUUGCAUUCAUGUAUGACUGCUUUACAAUUGAUUCGGCCGAACGUCCUACCGCUGGAACCCUGCUCACGCGCCACCCCUUCUGUGAAGCCGAUGCAAACUACAACUUCCUAGACACGGCAUUGUAUGCGAAGAUUCGGGUCUGA